CUCAAAGUCACCAGUGCAAUCGCCAUCACGUGCAAGAGUCGCAAGGCGUGCGCAUGCCGGCUGUGUUGCUCGAAGAUGGAUGAAAACGCUCAGAUUCAGGCGAAAUUCUUCACCAAGGAUGAACGGUACUCGGUGCCCGACACCCCGUUCUCAAUAUCCGGGAGCGCGACAUCGGAACAGUUGUCCUCCCUGAUUAACACUCUUCUGCGGGAGUCUUCGUCGGGCGACGCCGAGAGCGAUGGCGAGCCAACUUUCGACUUCUUGAUCGAUGGUGAAUUGCUGCGAGAAACCCUGCAAGAACACCUGGAAGCACACAAGAUACAACAGGAGAACAUUGUUCUUGUCGAGUACGUAGAAAAGUGUCCCCCUCCGCUGCCCGUUGAUACGCUCGUUCACGACGACUGGGUGAGCGCCGUCCACACCUCGGACGCCGGCAUUCUCUCCGGUUGCUACGACAACAGCUUGCACAUCUGGGAUCACGACGGCACGCGAAAACUUCUGAUACCGGGCCACGUGGGACCAAUCAAGUCAGUGAAGUGGGUCUCCGUUGGGGAACCCCUGUGCACCUUCGUGAGCGCCUCUCUCGACGAGACGGCGAUGUUGUGGCAGUGGGACAGGGAUAAGAACGCCGUCGAGUCGGUUCAGAUCUGCCGGGGUCAUGCGAGGAGCGUCGAAUGCGUGGACGUUAGCUGGGACAAGAGUUACUUCGCUACCGGCUCCUACGACCAGAUGCUGAAAGUGUGGAGCGCCGAUCCCAACAGCACGCAGUACGACCAAGCGAACGACGAGUCCGAGAGCAGCAGAAAGAAGCAGAAGACCAUCGACGGCAAGGCGAAGACGAGGGUUCCCGUGUUGACGCUGUCCGGACACCACGAAGCUAUCACGGGAGUUCAGUGGACUGACGACAAGGAGGUCGCGACUUGCUCUAUGGACCAUACCCUGCGGCUUUGGGACGUCGACUUGGGCGGCAUGAAGUCGCAGCUAGUGGGCUCCAAGGCGUUCCUAGAUAUCGCACAUUCCAGGACGAACAACCAGAUCAUUUCGGCCCAUACGGACAGGCACAUUCGCCUCUGGGACGUCAGGUCGAAGGACGGAGCUAUGGUCACGUGCACCUAUUCUUCUCACUUCGGCUGGGUGUCAUCGGUACACUGGGCCCCGGAAUCGGCUCACCACUUCGUUUCCGGAUCCUACGACGGUUUCAUGAAGCACUGGGACGUGCGCAGCCCCAAGGCGCCGCUGUAUGACAUGACGGGCCACGAGGACAAGGUGCUCGCCGUCGACUGGUCGCUCCAGAAAUACAUGAUAAGCGGUGGUGCAGACUGUCACAUGAAGAUAUUCGAAUUUCAGUAGCCAUAUUAAGGUACAUAUUGUCGCUCGAGGCAGCAAAAGCCGCUUCAGCAGUUGUGAAUAAAGCGGCAGAUUUCAUAUUUAUAA
This is a messenger RNA of Rhipicephalus microplus (southern cattle tick), 1434 nucleotides long. RefSeq names its product ribosome biogenesis protein WDR12 homolog. Gene Ontology annotation, biological process: ribosome biogenesis. Gene Ontology annotation, molecular function: protein binding. The record is from RefSeq and is a predicted model, not a curated record. NCBI's taxonomy places the organism in Eukaryota, Metazoa, Arthropoda, Arachnida, Ixodida, Ixodidae.